AUGUCGCAGGUUGACCCUUUGAGCUGGACACUCCUGUUCAAAAAGCACAAGACCACCGUGCUUCUCACACUCCCGCCUUCUGAGUCAAUCACCACCGUCAAAGCUACGCUCCUCAAAGCUCUUCAAUCCCGCGACCUCAAAGAGAUCAACGGCACCCCGGUUCCUGAAGACCCUUCUGAGGUUGAAUUCGGAGUUGCCGUGGACAAAAAUGAUCUAGAAAAAGGGUGGACGAGGCUGGAGCCUGACGUGUCACAGUUCGACGACGACGAGGCCCCCAGGCGAGGUGCCGGGAAGACAGCCAGUUCUCUAACCCUCCAGUCGGCUGAACUGCGGAAUGGACAGUCUAUUGCUUUCCGAUUCCAAAAGCCCAAGGAGAACGGCGGGGCGGACGAUGAUAUCGCGCCAGAACUCGAGGAUCCUGGAUGGGAUGUUGUGCUGCCCAGCCUUGACGAGGAAGAAGAGGUGAACUGA
Aspergillus melleus is the source of this 471-nucleotide messenger RNA. RefSeq lists its product as uncharacterized. The transcript has 2 exons. The record is from RefSeq and is a predicted model, not a curated record. Lineage: Eukaryota; Fungi; Ascomycota; Eurotiomycetes; Eurotiales; Aspergillaceae. Bases 1 to 471 code for a protein of 156 amino acids.